AUGGUUUUUCUAUUUCAAAAAAAAUUAACGCCAACGAAUACUAUUCGUAAAGAACUUAAAAAGAUCUAUGGAAUUAAUUCUUUUUUAGCAAACCAAAUCUGUGACCAGUUAGGCUUGCAUACCACUGUAACUGUGGGUGCGUUAUCUCUGGAUCAAACAGAAAAACUUGGUCGAAUUCUUCAAUAUUAUUAUUUAACCGAACACGACUUAAAGAAACAAGUGCAGGGAAAUUUUCAACGUUUCAUUCAGAUUGGGUGUUAUCGAGGAUUUCGUGUCACACAACGUUUACCACUUCGAGGGCAAAGAACGCAUACAAAUGCGAAAACCGCUAAACGAAUUUUAAGAGCGUAA
Ostreococcus tauri is the source of this 351-nucleotide messenger RNA. The record is from the annotation of a RefSeq genome assembly. NCBI's taxonomy places the organism in Eukaryota, Viridiplantae, Chlorophyta, Mamiellophyceae, Mamiellales, Bathycoccaceae.